Messenger RNA from Indicator indicator, 1637 nucleotides. It is a transcript of the gene ETV6, whose product is annotated as ETS variant transcription factor 6. Gene Ontology annotation, cellular component: nucleus. NCBI's taxonomy places the organism in Eukaryota, Metazoa, Chordata, Aves, Piciformes, Indicatoridae. The record is from RefSeq and is a predicted model, not a curated record. The transcript has 8 exons. The coding region runs from base 117 to 1346 and encodes 409 amino acids. Gene Ontology annotation, molecular function: sequence-specific DNA binding; DNA-binding transcription factor activity, RNA polymerase II-specific. Gene Ontology annotation, biological process: cell differentiation; regulation of transcription by RNA polymerase II.
CUCCUGCUCAGUGCUUUAUCAAGCAGGAAAGAAUUUCGUACACCCCUCCAGCGAGCCCGGUUCCAAAUUACACCUCCUCGUCACCACUACAUGUCCCAGUGCCUCGAGCCAUCAGGAUGGAGGAAGACCCGAUCCGACUGCCCGCACACCUGCGUUUGCAGCCCAUUUACUGGAGCAGGGAGGAUGUGGCACAGUGGCUCAGGUGGGCGGAGAAGGAGUUCUCCUUGAGGCCGAUCGAGAGCAGCACUUUCGAGAUGAACGGCAAGGCUCUGCUGCUCCUCACCAAAGAGGACUUUCGAUACAGGUCUCCUCAUUCAGGUGAUGUUUUGUAUGAACUCCUGCAGCAUAUCCUGAAGCAAAGGAAAGCUCGUAUGCUCUUCACACCAUUCUUCCACCCUGGGAACUCCAUCCAUGCUCAGCCAGAGGUUGUAUUACACCAGAACCAUGAUGAAGAUAACUUUGUCCAGAGACCUUCAAGACCAUCCACAGAAUCAGUCCACCACAACCCCCCCACCAUUGAACUGUUGCACCGUUCUAGGUCACCCAUCACCAACAAUCACCGUCCAUCACCAGACCCCGAUCAGUGUCCGCUCAAGUCCCCUAUGGACAACACUAUCCGUCACCUCUCCCCAGCUGACAGGGUGCCAGGAGCCAGGCAUCAGCAAGAGAACAACCACCAGGAGUCCUAUCCUCUCUCAGUGUCCCCCAUAGAAAACAACCACUGCCCACCUCCUUCGGAGGUGCUUCAGAAGCCCUCCAGCCCUCGCCAGGAGAACACCAGGGUCAUCCAGCUGAUGCCCAGCCCCAUCAUGCAUCCUUUGAUACUGAACCCCAGGCACUCCGACUUCAAACCACCCAGGUUCCCUGAGGAUGGGCUGCACAGGGAUGUAAAGCCAAUCAACCUGUCCCACCGGGAAGAGUUAGCUUAUAUGAACCACAUCAUGGUGUCUGUGUCUCCUCCCGAGGACCACGCCAUGCCCAUUGGAAGAAUAGCAGACUGUAGGUUGCUCUGGGACUAUGUUUAUCAGCUGCUUUCUGACAGCCGGUACGAGAAUUUCAUCCGAUGGGAGGACAAGGAAUCCAAAAUCUUUCGGAUAGUGGAUCCCAACGGGCUGGCCCGGCUGUGGGGAAACCACAAGAACAGAACAAAUAUGACUUAUGAGAAGAUGUCCAGAGCCCUACGCCACUACUACAAACUAAAUAUCAUCCGGAAGGAGCCAGGACAAAGGCUUUUGUUCAGGUUCAUGAAGACCCCAGAUGAGAUUAUGAGUGGCCGAACGGACCGCCUUGAGCACCUUGAAUCCCAGGAACUGGAUGAACAAAUAUACCAAGAAGAUGAGUGCUGAAGGGGGCCACGGCAUGGCUGGCACUGUUCGGGAGGGGAAGCAACAACAGUACUUGGGGUCGCCGCUUAGCUUGAAGACCACGCAGGACCUGAAGCACCUUAACAAAAGAAACUAACAGGCAGAAGUGGUGCUGGCAGAAAAGUAAAAGGGAGAAAGCCUGGACUUAUGCACUACUUCACUGUUCCUACAAAGUCUCCCUUGAGUUCUUUCUUUCUUUUUGGUUUGUUUCAGUUUAGGAGGGGGGGUUGUUGGUUUUGUUUUUUUUCCCUAAUAAACAGGCAGUUUGACUUU